Messenger RNA from Rhipicephalus sanguineus (brown dog tick), 820 nucleotides. Its product is annotated as basic proline-rich protein-like. The transcript is spliced from 6 exons. The coding region runs from base 5 to 820 and encodes 271 amino acids. The record is from RefSeq and is a predicted model, not a curated record. Lineage: Eukaryota; Metazoa; Arthropoda; Arachnida; Ixodida; Ixodidae.
CACUAUGAGGCAGGCCCCGCGGUAUAAUAUUCUGUUCUUCCUUGGAUUGCUUUUUCUUCUGUCCACACUAGACCAAGGGCCAACGUACGUGCUUGCGGCAAACGACAAACAUGUAAAAGAUCCACUUUACAAGCAUCCGGGAGGCCUCGGUCGUCAACAGAGGCCCAGACAUCCACCUCUUCCUCCAAUACCUGAAGAAGGAGAUGGUCCGGCAAGACGUGAUGGGUGGGAUCAAAUAAUGCAAAAUACAAACGUUGCUGGAAUAGGAGGUCCACCUCUUACGAGAUUCUUUUAUCACCCACGUAAUCCACAUGCUCAAGGGCCCGCACCCCAUGUGCCGCCACCUCGUCGACCGCUACCUCCUCUGCCACCAGCUCUUGGACCGCGACGCCCUGUUCUUCCACGCCUUCCUCCUCAACCCCCUGGGCCACCACCGCUUGGGCCACCAGCCCAUGGCCUUCCGCGCCUUCCUCCUCCACCCCCUGGACCUCCACCCGCUGGGCCACCACCACGUGCACCAGCCCGCAAUCGUCAAUUGGGAGUGGAAGCGGGAAACGCCAUGCGGAAGCCGCAAAUUAUUCAGGCUUUGCUUGCCUUGGAAGCAGACGACAGCGAGCUUCUAGAAUGUUGGGAAAUUGUCAAAGAGCGCCAGGACGACAAUUGUGCCGCGAACGACAGCGAGUCCAAGCGUCGCCAGCAACGCGCACUUCAGAUUUCCGCAAAGUAUCCCUCUGGACAGUGGUUGCUGACCCUUGUCCAUCGGGACAACGAUGCCCCGGCGGAGAAGCUGUUACGAUCGCGCUACGACCCACCACCGUAA